CGGUCUCAAAAUGGAGGUAAAACCGCCGCCCGGUCGCCCCCAGCCCGACUCCGGCCGUCGCCGCCGCCGCCGGGGGGAGGAGGGCCAUGAUCCUAAGGAACCAGAGCAGUUGAGAAAACUGUUUAUUGGUGGUCUGAGCUUUGAAACUACAGAUGACAGUUUAAGAGAACAUUUUGAGAAAUGGGGCACACUCACAGAUUGUGUGGUGAUGAGAGACCCCCAAACAAAGCGUUCCCGGGGCUUUGGUUUUGUGACUUAUUCUUGUGUUGAAGAGGUGGAUGCAGCAAUGUGUGCUCGACCGCACAAGGUUGAUGGGCGUGUAGUAGAACCAAAGAGAGCUGUUUCUAGAGAGGAUUCUGUAAAGCCUGGUGCCCAUCUAACAGUGAAGAAAAUUUUUGUUGGUGGUAUUAAAGAAGAUACAGAAGAAUAUAAUUUGAGAGACUACUUUGAAAAGUAUGGCAAGAUUGAAACCAUAGAAGUCAUGGAAGACCGGCAGAGUGGGAAAAAAAGAGGAUUUGCUUUUGUAACUUUUGAUGAUCAUGAUACGGUUGAUAAAAUUGUUGUUCAGAAAUACCACACUAUUAAUGGGCAUAAUUGUGAAGUGAAAAAGGCCCUUUCUAAACAAGAAAUGCAGUCUGCUGGAUCGCAAAGAGGCCGUGGAGGUGGAUCUGGUAACUUCAUGGGUCGUGGAGGAAACUUUGGAGGUGGCGGAGGUAACUUUGGUCGUGGUGGAAACUUUGGUGGAAGAGGCGGCUAUGGUGGUGGAGGUGGCAGCAGAGGUAGUUAUGGAGGAGGUGAUGGCGGAUAUAAUGGAUUUGGAGGUGAUGGCAACUAUGGCGGUGGUCCUGGUUACAGUAGUAGAGGAGGCUAUGGUGGUGGUGGAGGGCCAGGAUAUGGAAACCAAGGUGGUGGAUAUGGUGGCGGUGGAGGAUAUGAUGGUUACAAUGAAGGGGGAAAUUUUGGUAACUAUGGUGGUGGUGGGAACUAUAAUGAUUUUGGAAAUUACAGCGGACAACAACAAUCAAAUUACGGACCCAUGAAAGGGGGCAGUUUUGGUGGAAGAAGCUCGGGCAGCCCCUAUGGUGGUGGUUAUGGAUCUGGUGGUGGAAGUGGUGGAUAUGGUAGCAGAAGGUUCUAAAAACUCAGCAGAAAAGGGCUACAGUUCUUAGCAGGAGAGAGAGCGAGGAGUUGUCAGGAAAGCUGCAGGUUACUUUGAGACAGUCGUCCCAAAUGCAUUAGAGGAACUGUAAAAAUCUGCCACAGAAGGAACGAUGAUCCAUAGUCAGAAAAGUUACUGCAGCUUAAACAGGAAACCCUUCUUGUUCAGGACUGUCAUAGCCACAGUUUGCAAAAAGUGCAGCUAUUGAUUAAUGCAAUGUAGUGUCAAUUAGAUGUACAUUCCUGAGGUCUUUUAUCUGUUGUAGCUUUGUCUUUUUCUUUUUCUUUUCAUUACAUCAGGUAUAUUGCCCUGUAAAUUGUGGUAGUGGUACCAGGAAUAAAAAAUUAAGGAAUUUUUAACUUUUCAAUAUUUGUGUAGUUCAGUUUUUCUACAUUUUAGUACAGAAACUUUAACAAAAUGCAGUUUUGAAGGUGUUUCCUUGUGAGUUAACAAGUAAAGAAGAUCAUUGUUAAUCACUAUUUUGUAUGAAUUUUGCUAAAGUUAACUGUAAAGAAACACCUGCUGACUUGCAAUUUAAGGGGAAUCUAUUCUCCCCAUUUCCAAACCAUGAAAUGAAUGGGCUCUGACAUGUGGAGAGAAUAGAUAUUUGUAUGUUUGCAAUGUGUGUUUUAGAUAAAUAGAAUUGGGUAUUUAAAUUAGCAUAUUUGUGACUUUAAUGACAUUAAGAUUUACCUUCAAAUGAAAAAUCUCAAAAUUCCUAUUUGGUUUUUGUGCAUUUUCUUUCAAAAUGUAAUCAUGAUUUUAGUGUGUUAGCUUUGCUGAGAGUCCUAGUUGUGUUUAGAACAUCUCCAUUCUACAUUCACCUUGGUCACAUGUGAACUGCUGCCAUAGUUUUAUUUGGGUGUAAAGAAUGUCUGCUGCCCUCUGAUUAAAUCCUGGAAAGGGGUAGUGGAUGUUUUUCCUUUCCUCCUCCAUUAAAAAACAUUCUUAAUAACUUCAGAAUACAGGACCACUAAGCCUGCUUAUCUGAGCAAAUUGGUGGCUACCUUUUUUUUCCUUUUUAAAGCACAAGAGGCCCAUAAAUCUUCCGUUAUUUUCCUUGGUUUAACAUUUUUUAUUUGAUAUAAGAAGCUCUCAAAGCAAGAGAAUAAAAAUCAUGCAUUGUUGAACCCUUAACUGGCUGGCAUGCUUUCCUGUUUGUACCCUCUACAUUUUAUGGGAUGAAACCAAGGACAGUCUAGAUAUAAUUGACCCAAAUGACUUAAUGCAGUAGAAGUGUACCACAGUUGCUUAGUAUAAGCUUCCCACUUCCCAAAGACCUGAAUUCAAAUUUGAAUUGUCUGAGUUCUUAUUCAAAGUCCCAAAGAACACUGUUACUCUUAUGUGUGUGCUUGAACCUAAAUCAUGUUGGUAUGAGCUAAUUUGUUUGGAAGACCCUGGGUGAGAAGAUUUUUAGAUGAUAAGGUCAUAUAUAUAAACUGAUGUCUACUGUUUUGCGCCAGCCCUAGUGCUUACAAUUUCAUUCAAGCCCUAAAUAUGUGCCCUGCUGUUACUGUUUCUUUGGCAGUUGAACAUUGAAUUCAAGGUUUUUAUUUUUGUUUUAAGAAGUACUAAGCAAAACAAGCAAUAAAAAGGGGAGUGGGGCGUGCUAGUGUUUGCGUAUGCUCUCUUGUUGCUCUAAUUCUGUGCCUCUGUGCAUUAAUAUUUGGAUGCAUGCAAUGCCAGCAUGGAAAUCGAUCUUCACAGAUAACCGCAGUUUUCCAGAAAACACUCACAAACCAAUAAAUGUAACAGACAACAUACCAUUUGUUAAUGGACAUAUGUGAAUAAGCAGCGUAGAAAAUAGGCAAAUAUUAGAAAAUGAUUAAGUUUUUAACUUCAAGUGUGGUUAUAUAAAUGGACACUGUCAAUGUUUAUGACUUAAAUCUGGGUACCUGGUCAAAAUAAUGCUUGGGAAACAUUUUAUUAAAAUUGAGCUAAAAUGUUUAAAGUUCUUUUAUUCAUAUAAUAAAGGUUGAAGGAAUGGGGGAGAUUAACAUUUCCUGUUUCUAUGUUUGUGAAAUUGUUUGAGACAACCUUGACAGUAUCCUUUAACGGCAUAUUAUGAAGUUAAUUGUACUGUUAACAAACUUUCUGUUCUGGAACUAGUUUAAUAGUGAAAAUAUUUUCAGUAAGUUGAUGUUUGCAACCUAUAAGCAGGUGAAAUCUGUGUAUGUGACCUGUUUAUAAGUUGUGUUUAGCUUAGUUCUUGUGAACAGUGUGGAAAAGUAAGCCAUGAGGAGAGCGAUUUAACCAGCUUUAAAGGACCUAAGAUGUGCUUUUUAAGCACAGUGUGGAUCAAAGGAGACUCACUAAGACAGGACUUCAGAAGCCUUUUGAGUAUGGACAAGUCAGCAUAAAUAAAGAAUGACAAGGCAGCAGCAAGAGCUUCAACUACAGAGAAGUGAAAGCAUAAGAUACUAUGGUGAUAGUGAGCAACUUUUCAAAGGCUAGUUAAAUCUGCUUAUUACAACUGAAAUAUCGAAGAAAGUCUAGCAGGAAGGAGCUCUUCGCCUUUUGGAACAUCAAUGAGAGAUAGUUGCCACAGUCACUAGGUCUAGCAUUUAGACCUGCAAGGAAGGGCAAUAAGCAUUAGGUAAGGCUUGAAUUUGAAUUUUUUCACUAAUUAAAGAGUAUUUUUUUGUAAAGCAAGGUAAGAGUAAUCUUUUUGAUUUGCAGGUUGAAUGAGAACCCUUCUUGCCUAAAUGAGGAAUGUCUUUCCUACCAUCUUAAAUACGAAGGUUUCUGGCUGGGUAAGGUUUGUAGCUCACAGUAAAACCUGAUGACACCAUUUGUUUCCCUACAAAUUUAUAUUACACAUUUAAAACCAUUAGGUACAUUAGCAAAAUUGUUCAGCUGAAACUUUGGAACCACAUCCAAAUGUUUUAAACAGGUUUUAAAACUUUCUGCAAUAACCAUGAGUGUUCAUGUUGAGUGACAUGUGGCCCCAUGUACACAAUUGCUGGUGUCUUUAGGAUAAAGUCAGUUUUUUUAUGAGAAAGGGAGUGAUCUCAAAUUUUGCGAAGAGUUUUGUAACAAGCAUGACUUAGUUCUAACAAACGUUAAGCUGCCAAUCCUUACUCUAGGAAGAACCUUGGGAUGAACUCUAAAUUGCCAGAUGAUACAAAUACAAAAAUAGUCUUCAUUCAAGUGGCCUCAUAAAUUUUCUUGCAUACAAAAUCAGGGAAUUCUUUGGAUUGAUAGGAUAAGUAUUUGGUUUUUUGUUUUUGGGGGGGUUUUUUGCUUUUGUUUUUUUUUUUGGUAUGUGUUGUUUAACCUGUUACCUGAAGCAGUGGGGGCCUAAUUAUUGCUAAUAUUCCUUUUUAAAAGACAACUUAUCAAAGAAUAAUUAAACUAUUACUGUGCAAGUCAGUUGCUGAUUUCAUAAGGUGUAUUAUUGCUGGCCCAAAAGGGCUUGUUAAAAGUUGAGAUUUGAUGUUAAUUCACUUUAAAAAAACAAACCACAAAACACUUGGGGAAUAGAUGCUUAAAAUGAAACUCGUUUCUAAAUUGUAAGUAAAUCAAAUUCUUACAUAAAUAGUAAGUUUGCCAGAGUUUAUUCUCACAAAAUGACUGGUUAGUUCUCCUCUAAACCAGGACUAAAUUUCUACAUCUCACUAGAAUGAAGUGUGUUGACAAGGUAAUUCUUUUAUUGAUGGAUUUUCUUUACAUCAUGGUUUUAGUGAAGCAGAUUUCCUAAGAUAGAAGACAUUUUCUUUCUUUAAAGGCAUUGUUCUUUUCAGUCCAUCUCGUUUCUUUAUGAAAUAAAGUGGUUUAACGUAAAUGUAGUUACACUGUCAUUACUGAAAAAUGUGAUGCUGUUAAGUCAUAACACCAAUAAACAAAGUUCAUGAGGGAAAUGGUCAAGGCAGGCUUUGUCAAAGCAGUUCACAGGUUACUGCUUUCCACAUUAUAUUUUAAACCAAAAGGAAAAACAACCUUCCAUUUACACUCAUGUCCUAAUGAAGAAAAUUUGGUAAUUAAAGACCACUUGCUAAGGAACUAAACAAUUGAGAUAAGUUUGGUUUGAAGAGUUCCAAUGUAGAAGUCACAAUUUGAAACAUUUCUAGUUAAUAACAGUAUCUCUUGGAGUUCCAGUCAUUGAUGUCUCAAAGUAGGGCAUAAGCAUGCUAAUGUGCAGGGGUAAUGUAAGGAUUGUUAGCCUCUGUGAGUAUUCAAAAUUUUAAAUUUCAAUGUUUUCUGAUUUUUAAGACUUAAGAGGUGGUGUGUAAUGGAUUCAAAUGUUUCAUUUGUAGGAUAAUGAAAUGUUUACAGAAAGAUAACUUUUUCAUUAAAAUAUUUUUAGAAA
Messenger RNA from Miniopterus natalensis, 5468 nucleotides. RefSeq names its product heterogeneous nuclear ribonucleoprotein A3 (gene HNRNPA3). Gene Ontology annotation, biological process: mRNA splicing, via spliceosome. Gene Ontology annotation, molecular function: mRNA 3'-UTR binding. NCBI's taxonomy places the organism in Eukaryota, Metazoa, Chordata, Mammalia, Chiroptera, Miniopteridae. Gene Ontology annotation, cellular component: catalytic step 2 spliceosome. The record is from RefSeq and is a predicted model, not a curated record.